UUUAGGGAACUUUGUAGGAGCUUUCCAAUUGUAGGUCGCGUAAGGAGAUCAGGCUUGAAAAGAACAUAUAGUUUUAAUUAUGCAGCAAGCACUUAAAGCUCACGCGUCAAACUGGCAGGCAGGCCUGCGGCGUGCAAGCAGCAAGCGACCGACCCGGCUUUAUUGCCGAGCGGCUUCCGCGGUUCUCAGCAGCAUCCCAGCAGAUGCGGCUGUAUCAUGGGCAACUAGCAAGGGCGCCAAAUUAGAGCGCGCUUCCCUAUCGAACGACUUGCAAACCGACCGCCCCGUGCUCAUCGCAUCGACAGACGCGCAGCAGGGCGACGUGCUGUUCUCCGUUCCCGACAGCGCAUGGCUAUCCGCGGAGUCAGUCAAAAAAGCCGCGGUGGGCAAGCUCGCUGCUGCUGCUGGGCUGGAGCCUUGGCUUCAAAUCGCAUUACAGCUGGUAGCAGACCGCUUUGGCAGCACCAAGUCGGAGUUGUCAGCUUACGCAGCCAGCAUCCCUGAGGAUCUGGACACUCCGCUUCUGUGGAGCGAGGACGAGCUGCAGGAGCUGCAGGGCACGCAGGUCCUGCAAACGCUCGGGGGCUACCUGACUUUCUUCCGUUCCACUUUUCAGCAGCUUCAGUCCGGCCUCUUCACCUCCAACCCCGCGGCCUUCCCGCCCUCCAUCUUCACUCUGCCUCGCUUCCUGUGGGCAGUGGCGGCGGUGCGCAGUCGCAGCCACCCGCCCCUGGAUGGACCCAAGAUUGCCCUGGCGCCGCUGACAGAGCUGGUGUCUCAUCGCCGUGCCGCCAACUCCAAGCUGUCGGUCCGGUCCGCGGGGCUGUUCGGGCGCGGCCAGGUGCUGGUGCUGGAGGCGACCAGAGCCAUCCGCAAGGGAGAGCCCCUGUCUAUGGAUUACGGCCCGGGGAAGUUGGACGGGCCGGUACUGGUGGACUAUGGAGUGAUGGACGUCACGUCACCCAAGCCUGGAUAUAGCUUAACGUUGAAGAUGCCGGACAGUGACCGCUUUAUUGACGACAAGCUCGAUAUCCUGGAGAGCAACGACCUACCGCAAUCGGUGGUGUACAACCUGACGCCGGACGAGCAGCCCACCAUAGAGAUGCUCGCCUUCCUGCGGCUCAUGCAGCUGAAAGGCAGCGACGCCUUCCUGCUGGAGUCCAUUUUCCGGAACGACGUGUGGGGCUUCAUGCAGGAACCGGUGAGCGAGGGCAACGAGGAGGCGGUGUGCAACACUCUGUCGGAGGGAGCCCGGGCUGCACUGGGGGGUUACGGCACCACCAUCGACCAGGAUCUGGCAGAGCUGCGGGCCCAGGGGAGCAGGGCCAAGGGCAGCCGGAGGGAGGCGGCGCUGCUGAUUCGGCUAGGUGAGAAAGAGGCCCUGGACGCGGUGGCGAGAUUCUUUGAGGACCGCCGAGCCACUCAGCUUAAGCGACUGGUGUAUUACCAGGAGCGGCGACUGCGGCGGCUUGGGCUGGUGGACGAUGAGGGCCGCACAACGUACGACAGCUUCUUCAAGGACGGCAUCGCCUAAAAGCCUAGAUUCCAGAUGUCGUUGCCCGGGUGGCCGGGGUUGUGCGACUUUGGCAGCAGCAGGGUUGUGGAGGUCAGGUGGGGACAGGCAGCGUGGCUGAUAGGUGCUUGGUCAGGUGGGGACGUCUGACCACUCAUGGCUCGGCAAAUGUCGGUGAUAUCGGGAACUUCUAUUUUUAUAAAUCCGGGGGCACAAGGCGGUGAGCGUCUGCGAAUUUACACGUAAUGCCUGUAAGAGAGGGAUGGGUGGAAAACAAGCAAGGUGUCUGAAGAGCUGGAGCAGGUUCGGGGAACACGUUGGAGUCCCGGGCGGGGUUGGGAGCAGUACCACUCAUGUUUCGCUAUAAACGCAGCCGUUGCCGUAGCAACUGUAAGGAACCGCAAAGUGUG
Volvox carteri f. nagariensis is the source of this 1923-nucleotide messenger RNA. RefSeq names its product Rubisco large subunit N-methyltransferase (gene VRMT1). Gene Ontology annotation, biological process: peptidyl-lysine monomethylation. The transcript has 10 exons. The coding region runs from base 80 to 1534 and encodes 484 amino acids. The record is from RefSeq and is a predicted model, not a curated record. Gene Ontology annotation, molecular function: protein-lysine N-methyltransferase activity. Lineage: Eukaryota; Viridiplantae; Chlorophyta; Chlorophyceae; Chlamydomonadales; Volvocaceae.